CAUCUGAGUGUUGUCUUUAGAGUUAUUACUUAUUAGUUUUUGCUUUGAUAUAUAGGCAAUUUAGUUAGUGUGUCAUCAUCGGUGUGCAAUUUAACUCGUCCUAAAUCUUCACCAGGACCGAUCCAUAGUCAACCACACUAGGGUUUCAUUUCUUGGGACGAGAUACGGUGACAACCCCUAAGGGGGUUGUCAGAUUCACAACUCACUUCAUAGCCCUUGGAUACGCUCUCUCUCCUGUCUCUUUCUUCUUUUUUUAAAUUAACGGUUAAGAUUAAAGGAAGGAUAUUUUUGGAAAGGUAAAAAUUUACCACACCCAAUCAUUCCCCCUACCAUAUAAAAAGAAAAAAACCCUAACCCUCCAUCCUCCCUCUCUCCCGUACAGCAGGAUUCACCGUCGCAGAUCUUCAUCCUAUCGGGCCAGAGCAACAUGGCCGGCCGCAGCGGCGUAAUCGCCAACCACCACAAAAAGAUCUGGGACGGGAUCGUGCCGCCGGCGUGCGAAUCUCACCAUGCAAUCCUCCGCCUCUCAGCCGAUCUCCGCUACGGCGGCAGUCCCUCUCCACGCCGACAUCGACGCGGGGAAAGCUUGCGGGUACCACUCCGCCCAUCUCUUUUGAUCAUUGCAAUAUCGCCUCCAUCCUUGUAUCUCUUCGAUAAUCUGUGCACCAAAACUUUUAUUGGAAGCCUCAUACUACCAGAGAUCCCUUUCUCAGGAAACUCUAUCGAACCAACUCCUGCUGACAAGUGCUGCAAUAUCUACAAGCUCAACGGUGCUGCAAAUUUGACUCUGCUUGUGUCCCUGAAGUGUCCCGUGAGGGAUCGGUUGUGCGGCGUCGGUAGCGGUGCGAUUGGGUUGGUUCCGUGCGUCGUGGGAGGGACGACGAUCUGAUUUUUUGUUUGUCUCUACUGGUACCAAUACCAGUAGCUCCCCUAUCAUCUGGUACCACUAUCAUCUGUUUUUUUUUGUGUUAUUCUCUACUGGUACCGUUACCAAUGUUAGUGGUAGUGCUACCAGUGCUAGUAGCGUUGUGUUAUUCUCUACUGGUACCGCUACUAAUAUGGUAGUGGUAUCGUUGUACUGGUAGCGUACCACUAGUACUGGUACAUUUUUUACUGAUACCGCUAGUACUGGUACAUUUUUUAACGUACUGGUAGCGUACCUCUAGCACUGGUACAUUUUUUACUGGUACCGCUAGUACUGGUACAUUUUUUAACGUACUGGUAGCGUACCACUAGCACUGGUAUAUUAAUUACCAGUAGACUAAUAGAUUGGUACACUUUUUAACGCAUUGGUACAUUUUUUCAGGUUGCCGGAGGGAGUCUGCAGGAGAGAAUUCGCCGGAGAAAAAGUUUGUCGGUCGAUGCGGAGUGGCUGCUGGAGAAAGGAAGAGAGAGAGAGAUAGAUAGAGAUAUUAAUGUAUAGGAUUUAAAUUUCAGAAAAAAAAUUGUAUUUAAUAUGGGUUUUUAAUUCCCAAUAUAAUUAAUACAAAAAAGGUAAUUAAUAUAUUCCUUUUUCUCAUACCCAAAAUACCCUUGGUUGUGAAUCUGACAACCCCCAAGGGGGUUGUCACCGUAUCCCGUCCCUCAUUUCUUUUAUCAUUGGGUUUGGGUUCUCAACUACCCAAAUCAAUAAAUAUGGGUCAGUUGAUUAAGAAGGUCUAAAAUCGACCCACCUAAUCGGGGUCGGUUAGCAUGCUAACCUCCCUUAGGGGUUGGAAAAAUGACACCCCCUAGUAUAUUAAAUACAACUAUAAUUAAUACACAAUAAUUAAUACACACAUUAAAUACACAUUAGGAAUUAAAUGUACCAUAUUAAUUAGGAAUUCUCUCACUAUUAAAUACAUAUUAGGAAUUAAAUACACACAUUAAAUACACAUUAGGAAUUCUCUCACUAUAUUUGAUUUUUCCUUUUUCAGCAGUCUCCGACCACUAGACUUCCUCCGACCGCCACACUUCUCCGGUGAAAAUCCCAUCGGCAGACUCCCUCCGACCACCUCAAAAAAAUACCACUGCACUGAUACGGUGUACCACUGUACCGGUAGAUAUACCACUGCACUGAUACGUUGUACCACUGCACUGGUAGCAACUAGCAAUAUCAGUGCACUGGUAGCAAUGUCAUAUCUGAGUAUCAGUGCAGUGGUACAAAUACCAGUAAAGUGGUAAUUAAUGUGGUGUAUUUAAUGCUUACUUUGUAUUUAAUAACAGAACAUUUAUUAUGUUUACUUUCAUUAAUACUUGUCAAUAAUUAAUGAAAAAUUGACCAAUUAAAAGGGGGUGUCAAAAAACCAACCCCUUAAGGGGUUAGCAUGCUAACCCGUCCCCACCUAAUCCACCUACACCCCUAGAGACGAGGGUCAUUAACUUUAGAGCAAUUUAACGGUGUUGGCUUGAGGUAUAAAUAUAUCAUAAGCCCUAACCGUUGACCUCUUCAUGGCACGGCCGACCGGUUCUUUUCCUUUGUCAUUGUGGAGUCGCAUUACAACAAAAUAAGUGUACCAUUCGGUCGAUCGUUUUUCUGAAGAAAUCAACUAUUCCCUAAAAUGAUAGACCGUUUUAUUCAAGUCAUGUGACUUGACAUAUUCUUUGGUUAUGAACAAAAUAUUGUUAAAGUU
Molecule: messenger RNA, 2612 nt
Organism: Linum trigynum
Lineage: Eukaryota; Viridiplantae; Streptophyta; Magnoliopsida; Malpighiales; Linaceae
Source: the annotation of a GenBank genome assembly